This is a messenger RNA of Etheostoma spectabile (orangethroat darter), 2165 nucleotides long. RefSeq names its product RAS-like, family 12 (gene rasl12). The record is from RefSeq and is a predicted model, not a curated record. The transcript is spliced from 5 exons. The coding region runs from base 329 to 1051 and encodes 240 amino acids. NCBI's taxonomy places the organism in Eukaryota, Metazoa, Chordata, Actinopteri, Perciformes, Percidae. Gene Ontology annotation, molecular function: GTPase activity; GTP binding.
AACAAAAGGAGACAGCAGCUGGCCUUAUAUGCAGAAUCCCAGCCAUCCUCAUUCAAGCUCAGGGAUUUCCUGGUGCUUUAGUAAAGUUACAGUUCUGAUUGCUUGGUUUGACGGAUUCUUCCUGAAAUGGAGAGGUCAAUGCAUGAGUGGCCCACCCAUGCAUUGAGCAGAAGACUGACCACAGCACAUCGUCUGGCACUAUAAAACCACUUGGAUCUGGAGAGGACUUUUCAGCCACCGCCGUCUGUACGGACAUGGUUUAUUGAUUAAAGCAGUGAUUGGGGGGUAAUAAGUGGCGUUAUAUGAAGGACUUUGUUGGACCAUCAUCAUGUCGCUGAUGUUUGGGAAGGUGAAGCCGUGUAACUGUGCUGCAGCUGCUAACAGAGGUCCAGCCCAGUGUAACCUGGUGCUGCUUGGUGUGACGGGCUCCGGGAAAUCAGCACUGACUGUCAAAUUCCUCACAAAGCGCUUCAUCGGUGAAUAUGACCCCCAUCUGGAGGAAAUCUACUCAUCGGAAGAGAUUGUGGACCAGCAGCCAGUCACAGUGAGAGUGAUGGACACCUGUGAUCAGGAGGGUCCAAUGAACACCGAGCGUUAUCUGUCGUGGGCCAGCGUCUUCCUCGUCGUCUACAGUAUCAACAACAUGGAGAGCUUUAAAGGCUGCCAGCUGUACCUGCAGACACUCACCCUGCACAACAAAUCUCCCAUCAUGCUGCUGGGGAACAAACUGGACAUGGACAGAUACAGGCAGGUGAGUCGUUAUGACGGCGAGCAGCUGGCAUCUCGUUUCGGCUGCGUGUUCUUCGAGGUGUCGGCCUGUCUGGACUUCCUGUCAGUGCAGAGCGUGUUCCACGAGGCGGUGAGGAUGGGGCGGCGUCUGGUUCCAGCUGUCUACAUCAGCGCUGUCCCCUCCUUCCCCCCAACCUGCUACACGGAGCUGCCUGCCCCUGCCACCGCCACCGCCACACUGCUCACUGUGAAGACUUCCAGAGCGCAGAGCAGACGCAAGGCUGCCACACUCACCCUGCUCAAAGGCUUCAAGAUCUUCUGACUGCCCGCAGACAAAGGGUGGACACAAUAACAUGAACAGCUGUACAGUGUACCAAGCUCUGGUGUACCCAGCUUUUGUUAAAACAUGAAGGGGGACCUCCAAAACACUUAAUUUCCUGCAUUUCUUUCUUUAUUUUAAAGGCUAUCUUUUGGGGCUUUCCCUUUAUUAAAGUGACAGUGGAUAGACAUGAAAGGGGGAGAAAGAUGGGGGGUUGACACGCAGAAAAGGGCCGCAGGUCGGAUUCAAACCUGUGCCGCUGCAGGACUCAGCCCAUUUCCUUCAUUUCGGAAACAAUCAAUACAUAAUGGAAAUGGAAAACCCUAAAUUACAGUGGCAGGUAAAAAUUUAAAAUAUAAAAAUAUAAAGACAUUAAAACAUAGUGGAAUAUAAUGCAGUGAGGCUCUCAGGCAUUUUGUAUUUCUGCAUUUCUAACAGCACAGAAUAAAUUAUUAAUAUUAGUAAUUCUGUACUUGGGCCAUAGGUCUCAUAUAGGAAGGUCACAACUUGUUGAGCUCAGCUGGCUCUCUGUUGAGUCUCGUUUAUAUAAAAUAUUUACACGUGUGACAGCAUAUCUGACCAAUGUCCUUAUAGAUUUAAGACAGCGUUAGGGAAAGGAACCUUUACCUAUAUAGGGCUAGUUCAGUAGAACAAGUUAAAUCGGCAAAUUAAAAUUAAUUUCACACGGAAUACUUUCAAAAAGACAAUCAAGGCCUGGUUACUAAAGAGGGUUUUGGAAUAGAACAAAAGGCAAAGUGUAAGUAUUAUAUUUUUAUGUAAUGUCAGUUUUUAUCACACACACGGUAAGUGUCUUGUCCUGCUGUGUUGAGGACCACAAUGGAAAUAAGUCCUAUAAUAAGAGUUUUUAUCCUCAAUUGUAUUUGAUGUCGUUUAAUGUGUAAGGCAUUCUUAAUACAAUUAAAUAAAUCAAAUCAAAUCAAGUCAUCAGUGUUAUCUCUGCUGAGUCACUCAGCACACAUGCAGGCAGGAUUUACUCUUCCCUGCUCUUCAGAAUUAGAAUCAACUUUAUUUGCCAGGUAUGAGGACACAUAUGAGGAAUUUUUCUUUGGAGCAUCGUUGCUCACAAUGUGCUUACACAUACAAAACAACCAAACAA